Molecule: messenger RNA, 315 nt
Organism: Cooperia oncophora
Lineage: Eukaryota; Metazoa; Nematoda; Chromadorea; Rhabditida; Trichostrongylidae
Source: the annotation of a GenBank genome assembly
AUGCUGUCCGUAUCUGCAAGCAAGGAGGGGCGUAGUGCGGAAGGGCGGAAAUGGUUGCGAGGAUCCCAGAAAGAAAGAGGAGGAGACGUGCUGUGUGACGAGUGGUUCCGUAUUGGGCUCAAUUUUGGCAAUAUGCCGGUCAGUUUGUGGACGCUGAUCUUCCACGGAAGUUUGGCUGCCCUGUUCGCCUUGUACUUCGUGUUCUGGCUUCAGCUCAACAUGUUUGAGACAGUGAAGUAUUUAGCCGUCGUUGGUGGCUUGACCUACUUAGCUGGUAACCGUGUCUUAAGGGCGAUAGCCGAUAAAAGAAAGUGA